Molecule: messenger RNA, 2035 nt
Organism: Leptopilina boulardi
Lineage: Eukaryota; Metazoa; Arthropoda; Insecta; Hymenoptera; Figitidae
Product: alpha-glucosidase-like
Exons: 10
Coding region: 236-1900 (554 amino acids)
Biological process (GO): carbohydrate metabolic process
Source: RefSeq, a predicted model, not a curated record
UUAUCACAUAAUUUCGAGAAAUAAAAUAUCAUCAGUACAUCAAAACAAACUCAUAAUCAUGAUGUGACGCCAUCAGUCACUGAUUGACAUAAACCAAAUCAAGAGGCCAACUCACACGCGCAUCAUUUCUUUAAUAGUCUAAUAUGAUGUUAUAAAUACAGGAAAUUCAAACUCCCUCGUUAUCUGAUGCAUUUUAUCCAUUUACAAAUGCAAAUGCUUUUACUAUUUAGAAGAAAUGAAAUUUUUCGUCAAAAUAUGCGUUUUAAUUCUUCUUUCCUGCCAUGUACAAAGCAAAAAGCUUUGGUGGGAAACAAUGUCAUUAUAUCAAGUCUAUCCAAGAAGUUUCAUGGAUAGCGACGGAGACGGAAUAGGUGAUCUCAAAGGUAUUGAAAGUAGACUGAGUCAUUUAGUUGACUCACAUGUUGAUGCUUUUUGGUUGUCACCAAUUUAUAAAAGUCCAAUGGUAGACUAUGGUUAUGAUGCGUCUAGUUUUACUGAAAUUGACAAAAUUUUUGGAACUAAUGCAGAUUUUGAAAGUUUAGUUCGAGAAGCUCAUAAAUUAUCACUUAAAGUUAUAAUGGAUUUUGUACCAAAUCAUAGUUCCGAUCAACAUGAAUGGUUUCAAAAAAGUGUUAAAGGAAUUGAACCUUAUACUGACUAUUAUGUGUGGCACAAAGGACAUAAAAUUAAUAAUACCAUAAAAGAACCCAAUAAUUGGCGAAGUGUAUUUGGAGGCUCAGCCUGGACUUGGAAUGAGCAACGACAAGCAUUUUAUCUUCAUCAAUUCGGAUUUACUCAGCCUGAUUUAAAUUACAGAAAUGAGAAGUUAUCUGAAGAAAUGAAGAAUGUUCUACGAUUUUGGAUGGAUAGAGGAGUCGAUGGUUUUCGAAUUGACGCUACUCCAUAUAUUUUUGAAGAUGAAAGAUUUUUAGAUGAACCAUUAUCUGGUAUAUCGGAUGUUAAUGACUAUUCUUAUACAAUUUCAAUAUAUACGAAAGAUCAACCUAAAAAUUAUGAACUGAUGUCAGAAUGGCGAAAAGUAGUUGAUGAUUACAGUGCUAAAGUUGAUCAAGUACCAAGAGUAUUAAUGGUCGAAGCCUAUGCUAAUAAUUCAAUGACUAUGAAAUAUUAUACAUCAGGAAUUCAUUUUCCUUUUAAUUUUAUACUCAUGGAUAUAAAAAAUUCGUCAACUGCACAAGACAUUAAAAAUUUUGUGGAUAAAUGGAUGUUAACUAUGCCUCAAGGAGCAACUGCUAACUGGGUGACAGGUAAUCACGACAAUCCGAGAUUAGUGUCUCGACUUGGUUUUCAUCGAGCAAUUGCAGUUACGACAAUGGCUUUGUUACUUCCUGGAAUUAGUGUUACUUACAAUGGUGAGGAGAUCGGAAUGGUUGAUACUCCAAUUAAUACAACUGAUCCAUCCAGAUUUCGUGAUCCUGUACGAUCACCCUUUCAGUGGGAUAAUUCCACAUCAGCCGGAUUUUCAACUAAUCCAAAAACAUGGCUUCCAGUAAAUAAAAAUUACAAAACUCUUAAUUUAGAAUUUCAAAAAGCUACUAAGGAAUCCUAUUACAAUUAUUAUAGAGAACUUGCAACAUUCAGAAAAACAUCAUCUAUCAGAAAUGGAAAUUUGGAAUUAAAAGUAUUAGAUAAUGAUAUAUUGGCAUUUGCAAGAAAAGCGAAAGGAAAAAAUUCUGUAUAUGUUGUAAUAAACUUAAAUAAUCAAACGAAAACUAUCAAUUUGAGAAAAUUUAAAAAUACUCCUGGUCAAAUUACGAUUUAUAAAGCUACUCCUGGUGUGGAUAUACAAUCUAAUGGUCUUGUAAAAUCUGAUGCAGCAAAGAUUCCACCUAAUGCGACUGUAAUUUUUAUUGGCAAGAAUAAAAAAAACCGUCAUUGAACAAUUACUAUAAUGGAAAUAUAAAGAGCAUUGGUGUAUUAUCUUUUUAAAAAAUUAUUUUCACACAGAAUAUGAAAUUAAAAAUUAAUAAACAGUAAGUGAAUAAAUAAGCAAAUAAAAUUGAAUUAAAAAUCA